AUGAAUCUUCCUCUUUAUUUGCUUUUCAUUCUCAUAUGCAGCAAUAUCUAUCUUGUUUCCUGUAUCCCAAGAAGAAACUAUGCCCAAACAAGGUGCUCAGAGCGUGACCGGAUGGCACUCUUGCAAUUCAAAAAAGGGGUUGUGGACGAUUACGCCCUUCUCAAGUCAUGGAGAAAUACCAACACUUCACAAGACUGCUGUCUAUGGAGAGGAGUAGGAUGCAGCAACGACACAGGCCAAGUCAUUAGGCUUGAUCUUCCUGCAGUUUGGUUAGAAGAAGUUGAUCAAUUACUUGGUCUCAGUGGUGAAAUCGGUUCUUCAUUGCUUUCAUUAAAUUCUUUGACAUAUUUAGAUUUGAGUGGAAACAGUUUCACUCCUACAUCAAUUGUUUUAAAGAACACAGAUUGGCUUUCCCAUCUUUCCUCUCUCAAGUACCUAAAUCUAAGUUAUAUAGACCUCAGUGACUCACUUGGUUUACUGAAUAAUGCGAUCAGAUUACCCUCCCUUGUAGACUUACGCCUUGUAAACUGUUUGCUUCCGAAUAACACUGCCAAAUCUUUCUUUCCCUCCAUGACAAACUUAUCCAAUUCUUUUGCAGUUCUUGAUAUCAAUUCUAACUAUCUUCCAGCCUCUGAGAUAUACCCUUGGUUAUUCAAGUUUAGUAGCAGCCUUACUGACAUCAAUCUUUCAGACAACGAGCUCCUUGGUAUCAUUCCUGAAGAAUUUGGUACGUUUAAAAACCUUCAAACCCUAGAUUUGACCAACAAUGGCCUCGAAGGUGGUAUCCCGGUUUCAUUUGGAAACUUGGGCAACAUACGGGAACUUUUCCUAUCUGGGAACAAUCUCAACCAAGAUCUUCCUAGUUUUUUCAGCAACCUGCCACAGAUGUCGUUACAAGUUCUUGAUUUAUAUGGGAAUCAACUAAGCGGUUCUUUGCCUGAUUUUACAACAUUCACAGCUCUCAAGGAACUGUACCUUGGACAAAAUCAGUUAAACGGAUCCUUCCCACGAGAUUUUGAAAAAAUCUCGAAUCUUUCCAUCCUUGAUUUGGCGGAUAACCGUAUCAAUGGAUUUCUCCCUAAUCUUUCUGUUUUCACUUCUUUGCGGGAAUUAUAUUUUGAGAGAAACCUAUUAAAUGGAACUCUAGCUGAAAAGUUAGAGCCUCUCUCCAAGCUCGAGUCUUUGGGUGCAUCUUCGAAUUUCUUUCAAGGAACUAUAUCUGAAACGCAUGUAGCUAAUCUUUCUCGUUUGAGAUACAUUGAUUUGUCGAAUAACUCCCUGGCUAUAGAAAUUGGUUCCGAUUGGUCAGCAACUUUUCAACUCGAAACCAUCUCGUUGUCAUCCUGCAAACUCGGGAGUUCUUUCCCGGGAUGGCUAAGAACUCAAACGAAUUUCUCCGUGCUUGAUAUAUCGAACACCGGAAUCAAUGAUUCCGUCCCCAGUUGGUUCUGGGAGUCGUUGAUUCCGGGUAUUCGAUACUUAAAUCUCUCCUCCAACCAGAUCCAAGGAUUGAUUCCGGAUUUGGAUUUUAUAUCCGGUAACCAACCUAUAAUCGAUAUGAGCUCAAAUAACUUCUCGGGUAACUUACCAUUGUUUCCUCUUGACAUCGUUACUCUAAAGCUCAAUGACAACAUGUUAUCCGGGUCGAUUUCUUCCUUGUGUAACCUGACUACUUUAAGCCUUCUUGAUCUUUCUAAUAACAAACUCUCAGGAGAGCUUCCAGAGUGCUGGAACACUCUUAAUAACCUGGCUAUUCUCAACCUUGAAGACAAUGGAUUUAUUGGGGUAGUGCCUGAAUCGAUGGGGGCCCUCGAGUUUGUUUCUAUGAUUAGUAUUCGAGGCAAUAGUUUGACAGGGGAGCUGCCACCAUCUUUAAGAAACUGCACUUCGUUGCUACUUCUUGAUCUUGGAGAAAACCAACUGUCGGGGAAGAUACCAGAAUGGUUAGGGGAAAGCUUGUCAUUGCUGCUUGUUCUUAGCUUACAGUCGAAUCAGUUUCAUGGAGCCAUUCCUACAAGCUUAUGGAUGACUAUGCGGGAUAGAGGUACCUUGCGAUCAAGUUUUGAGUACAAUGCAGUGGGGUUGGUACGAACAAGACUAGCUGUCAGAGCAAGGGUUGUGUUUAAAGUAUUACUGCAAUGGAAAGGAAGGCAAUCAGAGUAUCAAAAUACGUUGCGUCUGGUCGUUAGCGUUGAUCUUUCUUCCAAUAGACUAACAGGCGAAAUCCCAGGAAGUAGAAUGUGA
Molecule: messenger RNA, 2244 nt
Organism: Lactuca virosa
Lineage: Eukaryota; Viridiplantae; Streptophyta; Magnoliopsida; Asterales; Asteraceae
Source: the annotation of a GenBank genome assembly